Molecule: messenger RNA, 522 nt
Organism: Clonostachys byssicola
Lineage: Eukaryota; Fungi; Ascomycota; Sordariomycetes; Hypocreales; Bionectriaceae
Source: the annotation of a GenBank genome assembly
AUGUUGUGCGUCGCCGACCGGAUCCUCCUGUCCGACGCCAGCAGCUGCGCGACGUACAGCCUCGCCUGCUCGGGGGACCUCACGGGCGCCACGUGCGCCAGGAACGUCGACCUGCUGUCCACGAUGGGCUCCGACAGCGUCCACGGCGGGGUGGGCAGCGACGCCAGGUCCAGCUCCGGCUCGCCCCCCGGCCACAACCUCCUCCUCAUACCGCCGCGAGAACUCCUCGACAGAGUCAAAAAGGCACACGACCCCGGGUUGGAACGCAAUCCCCAGCGCAUCCACGAACAGCGCGAGGUCCCUGGCCCCGGCGCCCUUCCUGCCCCCGGAGCUGUGGUGCGUGCCCAGCACCUCGGGCGGCGCCUCCUCCGGGUAGGAGGGCGGGAACCGCAGCCGCAGCGACGACGCGCCCCCGGGCAGGUUGAGGACGUACUCGGACGUCGAGUCCUCCGAGGCGGGGGAGAGCGUCCCCUCGCCGUAGAUGGAGUUGAUGGCCUCUACCUCAUCCUGGAGCUCUUCUGA